CCGUGUUGUACUGACAGUAACGAUACGGGCUGAGCAGACAUGGAGGCCCGAUUAACGAGAGGCCCAUCUUGACACAUCCAGGCUCAGCUAACGGCGUAUCGGAGGAGGAUUUCGGACCUUCUCGGAGAUAUCACGGAUCCUAUUUACUCGCUUGGAACAUAAAAUGUGUGGCCACCAUGUUGAUACGCACGAAGGGAGGACACAGAGCCAAAUAAUGUGAACACCGUUUCUGAACAAUUUCAGAGCUGAAGGACGGAGAAAGAGGGCUGGACAGCCAAGGAAGGGAGAGCAGCCAUCACAAAACAAGGAUUGCUUCACAUUCACCAUUAUCCCCCUCCCCCCUUUUCCCCCCUCAUCCCUAUCCCGUCUCCUUCUGGACCACUGCCUUUCUCCUAACAAAAACUCUACCUGGUAUCCUAAGCAUCCCCUCCCUAGUCAUCCCACACACCCCCUAAAUCUCUGAUGGAUCAGAAGAUUCAGGGGGGAACUGCAACUCCACCCCCUCUUCCCACAGGUGCUCCUACAGGGGAGCGAGACAAGGAGGGAGGGGGUGGAAAGAAAGAAGAAGAGGAGGAGAAGAAGAAGAGGGAAAGAGAGAAGGAGGGAGCUCCUACAGUCUCCGCUGUUACAGCAGGAGGAGGAGGAGGUGGGCCUGGAGGUGCAGGUGGUGACCAGUCCCACUUCUCCAUCAAAGAGAGCAGCCUGUCUGAGGGCAAUGUCAAACUCAAGAUUGGCCUUCAAGCAAAGCGGAUGAAAAAGCCCCCUAAGAUCUUGGAGAACUAUGUGUGUCGACCAGCCUUCAGGGCCACUGUGAGGCACACAGGGCGUGGAGGCGGUGCAAGAGGAAACCGUGCAGGGGUGACAGGUGAUGGGCCGAGCAGUCAGAACCAGAGUCCUCCACAUGGCAGAGAGAGAGAGAAGAGUCCCUGUGUCAACAACAGACCAGCCCCACCAUCUUCAUCAACCACCUCUGCUGCAGCUCCUACACCACCUCCUCCUGCUCCUCCUCCUGCUAGCACUACCACCCCGUCACCCUCCUCAGUGAAUGGGAGUGCUCCAGCUAAAAGGGGGCCACCAAAGAUGGCAUGCAAGUCAGACACAAAGCCAGACACAAAAACAGCCACUACCACGUCUGAGAGACCCCUGAAUCUUCACCGCCCUUCACCAGACAGCAAAACGCACCCUUCUGGGAAGAAGACACCCACUCCUCAAACCAACCCACGGACAUCUUCACCCACUCCACCAGUACCCGCAUCAAAAGAACCCACUUUUGAAGGGGUUAAACCUCCUCAGUACACCUACAGCACUGAAAGUCAAAGAGACAAGGAUAGGGGUGUUCAAAGUUGGGGAGCGCCCACAGUCACUGAGAAACUAGCUCAACUCAUAGCAACCUGUCCACCAUCAAAGACCCCUAAACCGGCCAAACCCACAAAAAUGGCCCCUUCCCCUACCCUCCCCAGCUCAGGCUUCAUGGCUCCCACCGCCAAGCAACGAGACAGGGCUAUGGCCAAUAGGAACACAUAUUCAAGAGUUGUUCACCUUGCUCCGCCUCCUCCCGUGUCGCGACCACCUGGCCGACCCUAUGGUUCUCGGAACAAAGACAGUGUUACGGACAAGUUGUCUAACCUAACACCACCAAGGAAAGAGGACACAGAUGGGACUGGGAAGUCAAGUAGUAGCAGCAGCAGCAACAACAGCAUCAACAUUAACAGUAGCAACAACAGCAGUCGCAGCAACAGCCCUGCACUCACCUAUGGCAACAGCCGCCUGACGACCAUGUCGAAGGACAGCAGCAAUGACAACAGCAACAACAACAAUGCUAAGCCACAGUCACGUCUCACUCAUUGCCCGCCCCACACCACAUCUUCACCCUCUCGUCUAAUUUCAUCCUCCUCUUCUUCCACCACCUCAGUGGAGCAGAGGACAGGGAGUACAGUGAGUCAUCCGGGCUCCCCUGCUCCUUCCCAAGGACACCAUGCACGAGAGAGCCCUGCUCUGGCAGAGGAGAGCAGUGUGAGUGAGAGGGAGCAGGACAGGGAUAACCCCAGAGACUUAACCAAGUGCCCUCCUCCAUCAGGAACAGGAAAGCCAGAGGGGAAGGACAAGGGGACUGGUAAUCAGUCACUCCGAGUAGAGAGGGGGAAGAGCUCUAGCCCAAGUAAACGCAGUCCAAACCGGGACAGUAGUCGGCCUGGUCGGACCAGUAGCCCCCCUGAGACUGUGAGACAAAGGGCACCUUCACCGCCAGAGCCUGCUGGCCGAGAAAGCUCACCGAUGCCUCUUAGAGACCAUUCUCCUGAUUCAUGCCCUGACUCUCCCCCAGAGCAGGACAGCAAACCUCUAAAAAAACGCAGGGGUAGGAAACCCCGUUGGACCCGUGUUGUGAACAAAAACCAAACUCAAAGAGCAGGCCAGGGCAGUCCCUUUGACCCGAGCAAAACCGCCAUGCCUUUAUCUUCAAGCCUGGAUACACCUCCGCCGGUAAAAAGGCCUGUAGGCAGGCCUCCUAACCCAAAUAAGGUCAGACCAAAUCCAGUGCCACAAAAUCCUGUGUCACAACUCUUUCCUCCCCAGCCUAAGAAAAGGGGGAGGCCGAAGUCUAAAAUGCCAAGGCUGGAUGCACCUAGCCGUGGGCGCCCUCCUAACAAACUGCCCCCCUCCAAGGUCUUCUCAUCAUUACUGAAGUCCAAAGAGGAACAAGAUCCCCCUGUUCUUCACCCAGAGGUGGACCUGAACCCCCCCAAACCGAUGCCUAGAAAACGGGGACGUCCUAAGCGCCUUCCCCCUACCUUACCACAGGAGGGUCAGCCUCCCACGCUGGCUCCAGAGGCAGGGGAUGCAGGAGACAAACGGUUCCGCAGCAAAGGAAACGGGCAGCUCAUCAUGAAAACCAUCAUAGGCAAGAUCAAUAAGAUGAAAAGUGUGAAGCGUAAACGCAUUCUCAGUCAAAUCCUGUUGGGCCCAAGAACAGAGGAUGCCCCUAGAGGCACCCCCAGUGCAGUGGUUGGCUCUGUGGAAGCUGCAACACAGUCAUUAUCCUCCCUGGCUGCUUCCUUCGGGGGUAAACUGGGGCCACAAAUCAAUGUAAGCAAAAAGGGCACAAUAUACAUGGGGAAGAGGAGAGGCCGAAAACCAAAAGCAGUCACCAGCUCCACUUCCAAAGCUCCAACACCACCCCCAGAACCCUUCUUGUCCCCUAACACCACUUCUCCUCUUCAUCACCACCAAUCCCAAUCUCAACAACACCAGCUUUCCUCUUCAGAGGUCUUCCCCUCCCCCUCCCUCUCUCAGUCCAGUGGUGGCCACAGUCCCAUCAGUGACGGCAGUUUUGUGGAGCCAGGUUCAGUGCACUUUGGAGGCCACUAUCACUCUCACCCCCAUCAUAGCCAUCACUCAUUUCCCUUCCCUCCCCCAACCUUUUCAGUUCCAAAUCCUCGCACCCAAGGGCUGGGCUCCUCGUCAUCCUCUGUGGCUACAGCAGCUUCCCAGAAGAAGUCAUCUUGCCGUGGCUAUCAUCACCAUCACCAUCAUUACAGGCAGCACUACCACUACCAUAAGCUCUCUCCUCCCCGGCCACUACAUCCCACCUCCCCUGCCCCCCUUAGUGAGCUAAAAGAAGCCACACCUUCACCAGUGAGUGAGUCACAUAGUGAGGAGACUGUGCCCAGUGACAGCGGUAUAGGAACAGACAACAACAGCACCUCUGAUCGUGGAGAGAAGGCUGGAGGAGCAGGCGGUUUGGGCGGAAUGGGGAUGCCACCGGGGAUGGGCAGUGGUUUAUUAAUGCCAGGGGUAAUGGGCUCAACAAUAGGGCCAGGGAUGGGACUUAAUUCCAGAGGCAGGCGGCGGCAUUCGUCCUCUGUACUUAUGGAACAUCCCUCUCCCUCUCCGUCACCUCUUGGGGCAAGGUCCUCGCCUGACCCCCGAAGGCCUCACCCAGCAGCUCCCACCUCCUCUCUCAUGGGACACAAAGAGAAACAUAAGCACAAGUGCAAGCGCAGGAGCCAUGGCUGCCCUGGCUAUGACAAGCUAAAGAGACAGAAGCGGAAACGCAAGAAGAAGUAUCUGCAGCUGCGUUCCCGGCGGCAGGACCCAGAUUUUCUGGCUGAGCUGGACGAGAUUGUGGUGAGGCUUAGUGAAAUUCGGAUAGCACACCGUACCACAGGGCACCGGCUGGGCAGUGGGAUAGGCAUGGCAACGGGAGCAGGCAGGGUACCAGGAGCAGGGAGCAGGGCCAGUGGAGGCAUAGGAGGCACAGGUGGACCUCCACCACAUCAUUAUUUACCCAGGGACCUCCUGCCUACAAUCUUCAGGAUUAACUUUAGUGGCUACUACUCCCCUCAUCCUGCAUACCCCUGUGACCCAUUGCACUAUGUCCGUAAACCAGACAUGAAGAAGAAACGGGGACGGCCUGCCAAACUGAGAGAGUCCAUGUCUGAGGUUCCCUUUGUACCUGGGCUUGGAUUCCCGCUCUCCAGUGGUGGGUUUUAUCAUCCCUCCUAUGGCGUUCCCUACUCCUCUGGGCCCCUUGGUUUGGGCUACUACAGAGGCUAUCCUCCAGCCAGUGCUCUGUACCCCCACCCACACCAUCAGUCACCCCACACAGCCCCAUCCCACCACACUCACCACUCACCAUCAUUCCCCCCUCCCCCUCCUCCAUCUUAUAUGCACCACCACCACCCCUCUCAUCUCCUGCUGAACCCCUCCAAAUUUCACAAGAAAAAACAUAAGCUGCUAAGGCAAGAUUACCUGGGAGGAGGCAGGUCUCCUGUCCUCUACCCACCCAUGUCCUCUGACCUCUCCUUCAACUGGCAUCACAAACACAAACACAGACACAAACACAGAGAGCGCUGCACUGAGGAGGAUGGGGAGGAAGCCGGAAGAGGAGGAGCAGCGAGCCGGACUGGUGCAGGGAUUUCUGAUAGUGGAGGCUCAGUGAGAGGAGAACGAGCUAGCAGUGUGGGGAUGGCAGAGUCCUUACAGCGCUGCCGCUUUGGACGAGACUCCUCCAGUACCAGCGCCAGCAAGCAAGCAGCUGCUGCCUCAGCAAACUCCCCUUCCUCAUCUUCAUCUUCGUCUGCUGAGAGAUACAAGCGCAAAGACAGUUCCAUGUCUUGUCUGGGGCCCUCCCGGCUUACACUGGGCAGCAGCACAAAAGGCCACCACCCGGUAGAGUCCUGGUUCAGGAUGGGCAGCGCUGAGGCAGACUAUGCGAAGCUGUCCCGGAGUCAAGUGGCACCCAGCCAAGGACCGUUCUCAGAUGGACGGACUGAAGACCCAGUAGGCUGCUCAGACAGUGAGGAUGAGGAGCCACUCACACCCCUGGAGGAUAUAGAGCCUGGAACCCAGGAUUCUCCAAACCAUACAAAUCUGUUUGCCUCUGCUCUAACCCGCAAUACCUUGAGGGCUGGUCGGGGCAGAAAGGCUGGGGGAGCCACGGAGAGUUCCAGCUUUUCCCGUAUGGACCGGACACUGAGGAAGGACCGCUCAACGUCAGCAGAGAGGAGAGAGACUGGAGCAUCAGGUGUUCAGACACGAGGUGGUGGCCUCUCAACCACUGAGGGUCCUGAGGGAUCCCUCCAUCACCGGCAGCAGCACCACCACCAAACUUCUCUGUUCCACUCCCAUGGAUCUGCCUCCGCCUCAUGCCUUUCCCCCUCCCAGGACUGUUGCCUGGAUGCCUCCUUGCCUCACCAUUCCCAUCGAGCGCAGCCUCCCAAACACAGCCUGCACCACGUCAACAAAAUCCUGCGUGCCAAGAAGCUGCAGAGACAGGCUCGUACAGGAAACAACGUGGUGAAGAAGAGGGGCCCUGGACGCCCCAGGAAGCACCCGCUACCCUCCCCGCCACCCUCACCCCCGCCUGUGGUGGAGGUGACCCAGCCCAGGCACAGGGACAGAGGCGCAGAUAGGGGUGGAGGGACAGGGGGACGGGGGUGGGAGGGAGACACUGUUACGGAUGCCAUUGAGUCGGUAGUCCAGGACCAGCGCAGGAAAGGCCAAAAGAGGAAGCGCUGGGAUAGAGAUGGGGAUGAGGAAGAAGAAGAUGAGGAAGAGGACGGGGAGGCAGAAGAGACUGAGGAACGAUUGGUGGACAGAGAGGAGAACCUGGGGAACCUGGGGAUGAGGCCCAGAGCUGGGGGUGGAAGAGGCUGGCUCACCCAGGACGAGCUCCAGCGCUUUCGCGGCUCAAUGGAAGGCAAGCCAGAUGGCCACUGCUCUCCGGAACGCCCGGGCACCGUCUCCAGGGAACAAGCUCCGCCCAUGCCUAUUCCCAGCCAGCGAGAGAAGAGAGCAGCCAGACCUCCAAAGAAGAAGUUCCAGAAGGCGGGGCUUUACUCUGAUGUGUACAAGACUGAGGACCCAAGGAGUCAGCUUCUGCAGCUGAAGAAAGAGAAGCUAGAAUACAUACCUGGGGAGCAUGAGUACGGAUUGUUUCCUGCCCCUAUCCAUGUUGGGAAGUACCUGAGACAGAAGCGCAUUGACUUCCAGUUGCCUUAUGACAUCUUGUGGCUGUGGAAACAUGAUCAGCUUUACAAGAGGCCUGAUGUCCCCCUGUAUAAAAAGAUCAGAUCAAAUGUCUAUGUGGAUGUGAAGCCUCUUUCCGGUUAUGAAACAACGACGUGUAACUGCAGAUCUCCUGAGGACCCCAGUGAAAAGGGCUGUCUUGAUGACUGCCUGAACAGGAUGAGUUUUGCUGAGUGCUCUCCCAGCACUUGCCCUUGUGGGGAUCAGUGUGACAACCAGCACAUCCAGAGACAUGAGUGGGUCCAGUGCCUGGAGCGAUUCCGUGCUGAGGGCAAGGGCUGGGGCAUCCGCACCAAGGAGCCCCUUCGCUCAGGACAGUUUAUCAUCGAGUACCUUGGAGAGGUGGUCAGCGAACAGGAGUUCAGGAACCGAAUGAUGGAACAGUACUUCUCCCACAGUGGCCACUACUGUCUGAACCUGGAUAGCGGCAUGGUGAUUGACAGCUACCGGAUGGGCAACGAGGCACGCUUCAUCAACCACAGCUGCGAGCCCAACUGUGAGAUGCAGAAGUGGUCGGUGAAUGGGGUGUACAGGAUUGGUCUCUUUGCUCUCAAGGACAUGAGCAGCGGCACUGAGCUCACCUAUGACUACAACUUCCAUUCCUUCAACACAGAAGAACAGCAAGUGUGUAAGUGCGGCUCGGAGAGCUGCCGGGGCAUCAUCGGAGGGAAGAGCCAGCGAGUCAAUGGCCUGCCUGGAAAAGCAGGUGGUACUCGGCGGCUGGGUCGACUCAAGGAGAAGCGGAAGUCCAAACACCAGCUCAAAAAAAGAGAAGAGGAGUCGAGUGACAGCAACAAGUUUUACCCUCACCUUAUGAAGCCCAUGUCCAACAGAGAGAGGAACUUUGUGCUGAAGCACCGAGUAUUUCUCUUGAGGAACUGGGAGAAAAUGAGGGAGAAGCAGGAGCUGCUAAAGAGAGAGGGGGAGAGAGAGAGGGAUGCCAGCAGCCUGUCCAUCUACACGCGCUGGGGAGGGGUCAUCCGUGAUGAUGGAAACAUCAAGUCAGAUGUGUUCCUGACGCAGUUCUCAGCGCUGCAGACGUCCCGGUCAGUGCGCACACGGAGACUCGCUGCUGCAGAGGAAAACACGGAAGUCACACGCACUGCUCGCCUAGCACACAUCUUCAAGGAGAUUUGUGACAUGAUCACAAGCUACAAGGAUUCAGCUGGCCAGACCCUUGCUGCUCCGCUGGUGAACCUCCCAUCACGGAAGAGGAACAGCCAAUACUAUGAGAAGGUGUCCGACCCUCUGGAUCUGAGUACCAUCGAGAAGCAAAUCCUCACCGGCCACUACAAGACAGUGGAGGCCUUUGACACCGACAUGCUCAAAGUGUUCCGCAAUGCUGAGAAAUACUACGGCAGGAAGUCAUCGGUGGGCAGGGACGUAUGUCGACUGAGGAAGGCUUACUACAGCGCUCGCCAUGAGGCCGCCGUCCAGAUUGAUGAGAUCGUGGGCGAGACGGCCAGCGAGGCAGACAGCUCUGAUUCGCUGGACCGGGACCACGGCCACCAUCACCACCACGGAGGGGGUGGGCCGGGUUCCCACGAUAAAGACGAUGACGUCAUCCGCUGCAUAUGUGGAAUGUACAAGGACGAGGGCCUGAUGAUCCAGUGUGAAAAGUGUAUGGUGUGGCAGCAUUUUGACUGCAUGCGACUUGAGACGGAGGUGGAGCACUACCUGUGUGAGCAGUGUGACCCUCGUCCUGUGGACAGGGAAGUCCCUAUGCUGCCCCAGCCCAGCUACGCACAGUCUGGCUCUGUCUACUACAUCUGCCUCCUCAGAGAUGAGCUGCUGCUACACCAAGGUGAUUGUGUGUAUCUGAUGAGAGACAGCAGACGCACCCCUGAAGGCCAGCUGGUCAGACAGUCCUACCGUCUCCUGUCUCACAUCAACAGAGACAAACUGGACAUCUUCCGCAUUGAGAAACUCUGGAAGAAUGAAAAGGGUGAGAGGUUUGCCUUUGGCCACCACUACUUCCGUCCUCACGAGACACACCAUUCUCCGUCACGGCGGUUCUACCAGAAUGAGCUGUUUCGCAUGCCGCUCUACGAGAUCAUCCCCUUAGAGGCUGUGGUGGGAACCUGCUGUGUCCUCGACCUCUACACGUAUUGCAAGGGACGGCCAAAGGGUGUAAAAGAGCAGGACGUGUACAUCUGUGAUUACCGUCUGGACAAGUCAGCUCACCUCUUCUACAAGAUCCAUCGUAACCGUUACCCGGUCUGCACCAAGCCAUACGCCUUUAACCACUUCCCCAAGCGGCUGACUCCCAAAAGAGACUUCUCGCCGCACUAUGUUCCUGACAACUACAAGAGGAACGGGGGACGCUCGGCCUGGAAGAGCGAACGACCCAAAGGAGCGGGAGGCUGCGAGGAUGACGGCUCCUCCUGCGACCGGGGCGACGACUUCCCGCCUGAGGGUGAAGACGGGAGAGGUGUGGAGGAUGACGUGGACAUGGCUUCGGAGGAUCCUGCGCUUUUAACUGGCAAGGCCCAGAGAUCAGAAAGGCAAGUGGAAGGAGAGGAGGACGAAGAGGAGGAAGAGGAGGAAGAAGGGCAGGAGGCGGAGGAGCGGAAAGAGCUGGAGGAAGGUUCAACAGAGAGGGUUGGGGAGAUGCUGGAGCUCCCCUCCUCCUCGGCCUCAUCACCGUUCCACCAUCCUGGACUGGGAAGGAGGGAGGCACAGAGGGAGAGGCUCAACAAGAUCCUGCUGGAUCUGCUGCACAGAACACCCAGCAAGAAUGCCAUAGAUGUCACUUAUCUCCUGGAGGAGGGCGCGGGGCGACGACUACGGCGACGGACACUCGGAUUUGGUGAUUUUGUGGGCAGAAAAUAGUGUUGCUAUGUGCCUGGAAAGCACACCACCUUUCUCAGUGUGAGAAAGGAGCAGAAAAUGCAAAGACAGCAGGAAGGGAAGAGAGCAUUGUUGGCGAUCUGACCAUUAAAGGAACACAAUGCUCUCCUGGGGCCUUCAGGUGUACCUCUUCCAAGACUGUCAUUUUGGACACAAAGCAAACCAAGACGGCGAGGAGGCUGGAAGUGAGGAAUUCCACGGCGAUUACAGUUUUUUAAGGGUUCACGAGGAGUGAUAAUGGGAAGUGAACCCAGACUUCUUGCUUAUUUAAGUAGUAUGAUGCAAAAUGUGUUUUUAUGAGUAUAGGAGAAAUAACCCCAUGCACUUAAAUGCAUUGAACAAAUAUACAAAGACAGCCUGCGAUGAGCACGGGACAGACUGAAGACUGAAGGUGCGGUGUUAUCCAUGCACACAUGGGUAAAUGAAUUCCACCCUGACUAUAAAUUUCAGUGAGCAUCACAAAAAGGAACAAGUGGUACUCAGUAGGGAUGGCUGGAGGGAAGGAGAGUUUUAGUCAAUAGGGGGAUGAGAAUGCUGGAGAACGGUGCCCUCUAGUGGGACCUAGUUGUAAUGACAAACUGUAACAAAUGCCAGAAGAUGCAUGAUGGGACUGAAAUGACAUAGGAGCAACAUAAGUGGAGCAGGGUGCUCAGACACCGACGAACUUGGAGAAUGAGAGCGAGAGAAAGGGAGGGGUUAGGAGGUUAGUGAGGUGGGUCAACUGCACUUUUGGUACCAUGGAUAUUGUGAAGCUGUAAUGUAUCUAUAAAGAAAACACACUAACACUCACAGUAUUGGAUGAUGCAGUCUGAAAAAAGCAAGUUAAAAAAAGGCUAUUAUCUUUUUUCCUGUUAUACUGUAGUAACUCAUUUAGGAACAGAGAAACGACGGGGGUCUGUGUUUGUUUUAGAGUAAAGGGAGGGGAGGGGGCCCUUGGGAAGACUGAGUGUGCGCUUUUGUCAGUCAAGUGUCUUGUUGAGUAACUUUUUUUUCUUUCGUGAGGCAGUCAGCUUCGCCCCUCUUUUUGAAGUAACAUGAUUCACCAGCUUAACUAAAUCAGGCGGCGGAACACCGGCUCUCACUGUAACGCCUUAGACAGCCGUGCUCCCCGACUGCCUUGCGUGAGUGUGUGCGUGCGUACACACUUAUUGUGUGUCUGUACUCUGCCAGAUUUCUUGAAGAUAUACGUUUUUAAAAAAAAAAAGAGAAAAAAAUAAGGGCUUGAUGG
This is a messenger RNA of Myripristis murdjan (pinecone soldierfish), 10606 nucleotides long. RefSeq names its product ash1 (absent, small, or homeotic)-like (Drosophila) (gene ash1l). The coding region runs from base 463 to 9360 and encodes 2965 amino acids. Gene Ontology annotation, molecular function: protein binding; DNA binding; chromatin binding. Gene Ontology annotation, biological process: regulation of DNA-templated transcription. The transcript has 27 exons. The record is from RefSeq and is a predicted model, not a curated record. Gene Ontology annotation, cellular component: nucleus; nucleoplasm. NCBI's taxonomy places the organism in Eukaryota, Metazoa, Chordata, Actinopteri, Holocentriformes, Holocentridae.